This is a messenger RNA of Lottia gigantea (owl limpet), 453 nucleotides long. RefSeq lists its product as hypothetical. Gene Ontology annotation, biological process: vesicle-mediated transport. The record is from RefSeq and is a predicted model, not a curated record. The coding region runs from base 1 to 453 and encodes 150 amino acids. NCBI's taxonomy places the organism in Eukaryota, Metazoa, Mollusca, Gastropoda, Lottiidae. The transcript has 4 exons. Gene Ontology annotation, cellular component: membrane.
AUGGGUGCUGCUGGAAGUAGAAAUUUCCCUCUGUCAUCGGUGGAACAACAAACGUUACAAUCUCAAACAACAACAGAUCCAAAUGCACCGACGUGGUGGUUUAAACUUUUACUGAAAGGUUCUGGAGUAAUUGGUGGCAUCGUGGCAAUGAUAACUGGUAUACUAUCAUGUAUAACUUUAACUCCAUUGUGUUUAGUUGCUGGUAUUUUAAUGAUGUGUAUAGGAAUGUUUGUGAUUAUGUUUGAAGCACCAUGUUGUUGUCCUUGGUUAGAUUUUAUCAAUCAAAUUAGUGCUUUCUCUGAACGCAGACCACCCUGGCAGAAAGCUUUACUUUAUGGACCACCUGCUUUGCUUCCAUUUUUUCUGUGUAUCUCUGUAACUACAUUUUUUGGGUGUGCUCUGAUUAUGGUUUGUGCUGUUCUAUAUGGUAUGAUGGCACUGGGUAAAAAGUGA